UGAGACGGAGUUUCACUCUUGUUGCCCAGGCUGGAGUGCAAUGGCACGAUCUCGGCUCACCGCAACCUCUGCCUCCCAGGUUCAAGCGAUUCUCCUGCCUCAGCCUCCCUAGUAGUUGGGAUUAUAGGCAUGUGCCACCACGCCCAGCUAAUUUUUGUAUUUUUAGUAGAAACGGUGUUUCUCCAUGUUGGUCAGGCUGGUCUCGAACUCCUGACCUCAAGUGAUCCGCCCGCCUCGGCCUCCCAAAGUGCUGGGAUUACAGGCGUGAGCCACUGCGCCCGGCCCACACCCAGAAUUUGCCUGUCCCCCGAAGGAAGCUCCAACAGCUGUCAAGCCUGAGCAUCCAGACCCUAAAGCAAAGAGAAAUGGGCCGGGAGGAAUGGAGUGACAGGGCGGGGCCCAUUUGCCUAGAGGUGCUUUGGGCUGCCUGGUCACAGAGGGUGACUCAUUCCCCCAGAGAGGAGGGGAGUGGCACCAAGGGACCAUUGGGCUGGGCAGGGGAGCCUUUGUGGAGAGAGCCUGUCCCUGCCUUAAGUGCCUGCUGGACCCUGGGAGCCUGGGCUGGGGCCUGCGCACUGCUUCCUCCUUGGCCCCUCAGGCCCUUGGAAGCAGAGAGAGAACCUCCUGCAGAUCCCAGGCUCAUCCCCGGCGCAGCAGACACCAAGAAGGUGGCCAGAGCCUCACUGAGUCCACCCGACGGCUGCCCACCCACCCAGGCAGGAGCCAUGGAUAAAUUCCGCUUGCUCUUCCAGCACUUCCAGUCAAGCUCGGAGUCGGUGAUGAAUGGCAUCUGCCUGCUGCUGGCUGCGGUCACCGUCAAGCUGUACUCCUCCUUUGACUUCAACUGUCCCUGCCUGGCGCGCUACAAUGUGCUCUACGGCCUGGGCCUGCUGCUCACGCCCCCGCUCGCCCUGUUUCUCUGUGGCCUCCUCGCCAACCGGCAGUCUGUGGUGAUGGUCGAGGAGUGGCGCCGGCCCGCAGGACACCGGAGGAAGGACCCAGGCAUCAUCAGGUACAUGUGCUCCUCUGUGCUGCAGAGGGCGCUGGCCGCCCCCCUGGUCUGGAUCCUGCUGGCCCUCCUUGACGGGAAGUGCUUCGUGUGUGCCUUCAGCAGCUCUGUGGACCCUGAGAAAUUUCUGGACUUUGCCAACAUGACCCCCAGCCAGGUACAGCUCUUCCUGGCCAAGGUUCCCUGCAAGGAGGAUGAGCUGGUCAGGGAUAGCCCUGCUCGGAAGGCAGUGUCUCGCUACCUGCGGUGCCUGUCACAGGCCAUCGGCUGGAGCGUCACCCUGCUGCUGAUCAUCGCGGCCUUCCUGGCCCGCUGCCUGAGGCCCUGCUUCGACCAGACAGUCUUCCUGCAGCGCAGAUACUGGAGCAACUACGUGGACCUGGAGCAGAAGCUCUUCGACGAGACCUGCUGUGAGCAUGCGCGGGACUUCGCGCACCGCUGCGUGCUGCACUUCUUCGCCAGCAUGCAGAGUGAGCUGCAGGCGCGGGGGCUGCGCCGGGACAAUGCAGGCGGGAGCCUCGAGCCCCCUGCAGUGCCUGAGCCCCCAGAAGACCUGGACAGUGGAAGUAGGAAGGCCCACCUGCGCGCAAUCUCCAGCCAGGAGCAGGUGGACCGCCUCCUAAGUACCUGGUACUCCAGCAAGCCGCCGCUGGACCUCGCUGCAUCCCCCGGGCUCUGCGGGGGUGGCCUUAGCCACCGCGCCCCUACCUUGGCACUGGGCACGAGGCUGUCCCAACACACCGACGUGUAGAGUCCUGGCCAGGCUUGAAGCGGCAGUGUUCACAGGUGAAAUGCCGCGCUGACAAAGGUCUGGAGUCUUUCCAGGCCGUGGGGACCCCACGGCAGGCACCCUAACUCUUGUUAGCCUCCUUUUUAAAGUAGCCCAAUCUCUGCCUAGUUUCUGGGUGUAGCCUCCAGUGUGCUUCACAAACUUUAAUGUGGACUCGGUUCACCGAGGGCCUUGUUAAAUACAGGUUCAGACAGUGUAGCCAGGACCGAGUCUGAGAUUCUGCAUUUUAAACAAGCUCCUGGAGGCUGAUGUGCUUUCGGUCAGUGAACCAAACUUUGAGUAGCAAGAAUCUAAAUAAAUCUGCCAUGGGUUCUGGGUUCCAGAUGUCAAUUCUAAAUAACAAUAAUGGCCUUAGUCUGCUGCCUCGAUA
This is a messenger RNA of Symphalangus syndactylus (siamang), 2169 nucleotides long. It is a transcript of the gene CALHM3, whose product is annotated as calcium homeostasis modulator 3. The record is from RefSeq and is a predicted model, not a curated record. Lineage: Eukaryota; Metazoa; Chordata; Mammalia; Primates; Hylobatidae. Gene Ontology annotation, cellular component: plasma membrane. Gene Ontology annotation, molecular function: monoatomic cation channel activity.